Heterocephalus glaber (naked mole-rat) is the source of this 6171-nucleotide messenger RNA. RefSeq names its product kazrin, periplakin interacting protein (gene Kazn). Lineage: Eukaryota; Metazoa; Chordata; Mammalia; Rodentia; Bathyergidae. The record is from RefSeq and is a predicted model, not a curated record. Gene Ontology annotation, molecular function: protein binding.
GGGUUGAGUUAGCCCUUCCUUCUGCAUCCAGGAUCUCUCCAAGUAACGGCUUUGCAUCAUGGAAAAGGGGUGGCGGCGUGGGCUGGGGCGCCCGCUGCAGUAGGGCACAGCAGGGGCCCUCUCUCCUCCUCUCAUUGGGCUCCUCACUGCUCUGCAAGGAGCAGGGAGCAAGCGGACGAAGGAAGCAAGCGGACGAAGGCAUCCGCAGGAGUGAAGGAUGAGUCAGGGCCGCCGGGGGCAGCCAAACUGCAGAGCGACCGAGCCACACGCGCCUUGCGCGCUCUCCCCUGGCUGCAGCUGUCGCCUCGGAAGCGCUGGACUCUGGGCCGCGGCUCUCAAAGCGGACCGAGGAGCCCAGCACAGGCGCUGCGGGGGAGCGGGGCGGCGCCGGCGAGGCCAGUUCCCGGGGGAGCCCGAGGAGCCUCUUGCCCUGCCCUCCUCCCGGGGAAGGAGACUCGGCGGAGCCUGGGUAGGCUGUGCCUGCAGCUGGCGCGGGGACGCGGCUGGGCUGGAGCUCUCUCGCGGGUGCCAGGGGAGCCGGGCUGAGCAGCGACCCGGGGCUCUACCUCUCCCACGGCCUCAGGGGAGGCAGGCGCAAGUCCCAGCCACCCUUCCUGGACAAGAGAAAUCAACUCUGUGAGGGAAACUUAGAUCUGUCUUUUACAUCCAACUCCUGCAGCUGCGCCAGACUUGCAGAGCGCCUUAGGGGUCCAUUUUUCGCCUGGCUGGUGUUUGAGAAAAACUGCAAGGAAAGGGGGGCAAGAGGAAGAAACACUGUAAACUUUGGGGACGGGAACAUUUUCUUGGAGGUGACAAGUACCCUCAAAUCUACAGUUCCUGGGUCAGAGACAAAGUCCUCUGAUUAGACACUCUGAGGUCUGGACACUGCUACACAACCAAAGACCCCAAAAGACCAUGGAAUCCACGCUGGCAGCAUCCGGUUCUGCCCCAGGCCCAGUCACCUUCUCCCACGUCUUUGGUCAGCAGUGCCAGCUCAUGGAAGCAGCUGUGCAAUCCUUGCACACCCUAAAUGACCAGAUUUCCCAUUUUAUUGUCACCAAGUCGAAGGCACUGGAGGAAGACAAAGACCCCUUUCUACCCACUGAGAAAGAGACUCUGAAGAGCUCCAUGAUUUUGAUGAGGCACCUUUUAAUGGAUGCUCAGGCCAAAAUCCUGAGCAUGAUGGAAGACAAUAAGCAGCUCGCGCUCCGCAUCGAUGGGGCGGUCCAGUCGGCCAGCCAGGAGGUGACCAACCUGCGAGCCGAACUCACGGCCACCAACCGGAGACUGGUGGAACUGAGCGGCGGCGGCCCCGGCCCGGCCCCGGGAGCCGCGGCCAGCGCCUCGGUGGCGGCGGCGGCGGAGAACAUGGAGAACCAGCAGCAGCCCAGCGCGCAAGUGCUCCUGCGAGAAGAGGUGUCCCGGCUCCAGGAGGAAGUGCACCUUCUCCGGCAGAUGAAGGAGAUGCUGGCCAAGGACCUGGAGGAGUCUCAGGGCGGCAAGGCCUCCGAGGUCCUCUCAGCCACCGAACUCAGGGUGCAGCUGGCGCAGAAGGAGCAGGAGCUGGCCAGAGCCAAAGAGGCCUUGCAGGCCAUGAAGGCCGACCGGAAGCGCUUAAAGGGAGAGAAGACAGACCUGGUGAGCCAGAUGCAGCAGCUGUACGCCACGCUGGAGAGCCGUGAGGAGCAGCUGCGGGACUUCAUCCGCAGCUACGAGCAGCACCGCAAGGAGAGCGAGGAUGCCGUCAAGGCCCUGGCCAAGGAGAAGGACCUGCUGGAGCGGGAGAAGUGGGAGCUGCGGCGCCAGGCCAAGGAGGCCACGGACCAUGCGGCAGCCCUGCGCUCCCAGCUGGAUCUCAAGGACAACCGCAUGAAGGAACUGGAGGCCGAGCUGGCCAUGGCCAAGCAGUCCUUAGCCACGCUGACCAAGGACGUCCCCAAGCGGCAUUCACUUGCUAUGCCAGGCGAGACGGUGCUCAACGGCAACCAGGAGUGGGUGGUGCAGGCGGACCUCCCGCUGACUGCAGCCAUCCGGCAGAGUCAACAGACUCUCUACCACUCCCACCCUCCCCACCCUGCAGACCGGCAAGCCGUCAGGGUGAGCCCCUGCCACUCCCGGCAGCCCUCCGUCAUCUCCGAUGCAUCUGUGGCUGAAGGCGACCGGUCAUCCACACCAAGCGACAUCAACUCCCCGAGACACCGGACGCACUCCCUCUGCAACGGCGACAGUCCCGGCCCGGUUCAGAAGAACCUGCACAACCCUAUUGUACAGUCACUAGAGGAUCUUGAAGACCAAAAACGGAAAAAGAAGAAAGAGAAGAUGGGAUUCGGCUCCAUCUCCCGCGUCUUCGCCAGGGGGAAGCAGCGGAAGUCCCUCGACCCCGGCCUCUUUGAUGACUCAGACAGCCAGUGCAGCCCCACAAGGCACAGCCUUGGCCUGUCAGAGGGCGAGGAGCAGCUGGACCGGCUGCAGCAUGUGGAGCUGGUCAGGACCACACCCAUGUCCCACUGGAAGGCCAGCACCGUCCAGGCCUGGCUGGAGGUGGUCAUGGCCAUGCCCAUGUACGUCAAGGCCUGUGCAGAGAACGUGAAGAGCGGGAAGGUGCUGCUGAGCCUGAGCGACGAGGACCUGGAGCUGGGCCUGGGUGUGUGCAGUUCCCUGCACCGGCGCAAGCUCCGCCUGGCCAUCGAGGACUACCGAGAUGCUGAGGCAGGCAGGAGCCUGUGCAAAGCUGCCGAGCUGGACCAUCACUGGGUGGCUAAGGCCUGGCUGAACGACCUCGGCCUGUCACAGUACUCCCAGGCCUUCCACAACCACCUGGUGGACGGGCGGAUGCUGAACUCCCUGAUGAAGCGGGACCUAGAGAAGCACCUGAAUGUGUCCAAGAAGUUCCACCAGGUCAGCAUCCUGCUGGGCAUCGAGCUGCUCUACCAAGUCAACUUCAGCAGGGAGGCCCUCCAGGAGCGCCGGGCACGCUGCGAGAUGCAGAACACGGACCCCGUGGUCUGGACCAACCAGCGGGUGCUCAAGUGGGUGCGCGACAUCGACCUGAAGGAGUACGCAGACAACCUAACCAACAGCGGCGUGCACGGUGCUGUGCUGGUGCUGGAGCCCACGUUCAACGCAGAGGCCAUGGCAGCCGCCCUGGGUAUCCCCAGCGGGAAGCACAUCCUGCGCAGGCACUUGGCGGAGGAGAUGAGCGCCGUCUUCCACCCGGCCAGCUCCACAGGCACCCGGGAGGCCGAGCGCUUUGGGACCCCUUCCCGAAGGGCCUCCAGUGUCACCCGGGCAGGCAAGGAGGAGAACAGCGGGGGCCUCAAGUACAAGGCUGGCCGGCUGCCCCUGGGGAAGAUAGGACGGGGUUUCAGCAGCAAAGACCUUGAUUUCCAUGACGACUAUGGCUCACUUCAGAACGAGGACUGCGGAGAUGAUGACCCCCAGACCAGGCCAGAGCAGGGCUGCCUGGAAGGCUGCAACGGCCUGGAGGUCACCAAUGUGUAAGGGACCCAACACAGAGAGGCCGAGGAACAGCAGCCCAGUGGCCCCAAGCCGGCCCCAUGUCCAGGCAACCUCAGGCUGAGGCUGGGCCUGCUGGGACGGAGACAGGCGAGGCAGUGUCUCGGGGUGUGUGGUCCCUCCUGGGGUGUCAUGCAGCUGCCAAGAUGGAAAGGGGUCCACAGGUCCCCAGGGCCCCUUGCUAGGGCAGCAGCGGGACUCUGAGCAGCCCAGCGGCCAGCACAUGGACAGCACCUGCACGGGGGCAGCAGGCGGCAGGAAGAGACAUCUGCAAUGGCACCUUGCUGCAGCCUCCUGGAACUGGGGUCUGACUAGGGUCACCAACUCGCUGUGAGGUGAAGCUGGCGGGCUGAUCAUCUGUGUCUCAGGGGGACAGAUAUGUUGAGGAGCUGUUUGUCAUUGUCCCCAAGGGGCAAGUGAUGGAUGGGCAGGUGGGGCGUGGCAGCAACAUUCCCCACCUCCUGUCACUGUGACAAAGGAGCCAGGCCACCAAGUUCAGCCAGUGACAACUGCCCCGGUGUGGGGUGAGCUUGGCAUCCAGGACAAGAAAGGCUCGCCAUUGCUGACAGCCCCUUGCUGUGGUAUCCCUGUCACCCUGAGGUACAGGUCCCACGGGGUAGGUCUCGGGGUGGUGUGGCAAGAACCUGCAGCCCUUUUCUUGCCCGCCACUGUUCUGCUGUUUGCUUCUCUCCUGUGGCCUCACAUCUCUGUGCCUCACUCUCCUGGAGCCACCGUGAGGAUUAACACGUGCUAACAUCUGUAACCUACUUCUCUUCUUGGGGGCAGUGGGGCAUUUGGGGCGCGGUGGGGUGUGGGACACUUCCCCUCACAGCAGAGAACCAGCCCUGCCCUGGUGUCUCCAGUUCUGCAAAGGGAGGAGGAAGGAGUGGCAUCCAGAUUGCCGAGCCCCGGCUUGGCCCCACAUGAGAUGGGAUUCUCAUGAGUGCAGCCCUAAGGACCAGGGACCCAGUGUGCAGGCCUGAGCUGGCUGGCCGCCCAUCUGUCAAGUGACAAUCAGGACAGGACACACAGUCUGCACACACUGGUCCCGGGCAGGUCCUUGGCCAGAGCCAAGACGCUCCACUUCCUCUGAGGCUAUCUGCCCCGGACCUGAAGGAAGACUGCAGAGAGUCUGUCUCUCCCCUACGAGGAGAGGAGCCCUGGUUACCUUGACCCGUGACCUUAACCUGUGACCUCGACCCCUACCAGAGACCAUUGGCAGCUCCUCGGUGACCUUCAUGAAGCACAGGUUUUCCACUACCUGAAAUCAAGUGCCCAGCUGGUAGGCAGGGUGCCGGGACCAGGGUGAUUCCCGUACGUGACCUGGCUCUGCAGAGGCUCCAAGUUCCGGGGGCGGGUCUGAUAUCCUGUGGUACACGGCUUUCUGAAGCUCCAAGGCUUGCAGCCCGGAGAGGACAGAGAAUUCUUUCUCACCGGGUGCCACUGUCACUCCUACGCCACCCAGUGGGUGACCUGGGACCCAGGAGCCUGGCUUGGAAGCGGUGACACCUGCAGGGUUGGCCAGGAAGGAAGAAAGGAGGCUGAAUGCAGAGUUGAGGCUUUGAAAGCAACAUUCACCCACACUGCUGGGGACGACGCUGGCAUCUGUCCAGGACAAGACCCUGCUGGGUGCAAGACAGGCAAGCGGACCACGCACCACUGGGUCAAUGGCAUCGCCCACAACACUUGUAGCAGGUGGCCAGCAGGCCUGGGGCAACACCAGUGACCUCAAAUGCAUCUGGGGACCCAGCGAUGGUGGCGAGGCACCCUCAAGGAAAAGGGCUGCCAUCCCUGGCAACCAGCAAGGGUCUGGAGUUCAGCACGACCACGAGGACAGGCUGUGUAGUAAAGGAAUCGGGGGUGAGCUUGGUUAACCCUACCUCUCUGCUCCACAGUGGGCAGGGGGAGCCGGGGCUGGAGACUCAGCAGACACUCGAGGUAGCUGGUCAGCAAAGACUGGCAGAGCAGUGACACAGGACGGCGACCUGCCACGUCCCAUCCACACUGAAGUAGUCACAAGGCCUCCAAACCUGGGAUCCUGCAGAUGAGCUGCUCUGGAAGCUGCUGUGCUAUGCCCUGGAAGGGGAGCCAGGGCAGGGAGGGAACCCCACAGUGCUGCUGGAAACAGGGGCCAGAGCACCACAAGCCACCCUCCUGGGGGGCUCUGCGCUUUCUGACCUGAUGUUGCAGAACAGCCCUUUGUCCAGGGCCCUCCCCCACACACCUGUCAGCACGGGUGCAUCAGACCAGGCUGUAGAGCUGCCAUGGAACCAUGAGUGCAGGGGGCUGGAGGGGCCUCGAACAGGGUCAGCUCACCCAGCAGGGCUGGAUCUUGGCAGACACAACUUCAGCACACGCUACAGUGGCCCCAGAGUCCUCCCCAGCCCAGGCCCCUUCCCAAGAAGCCAGUGUGUGCUCUGGUCCAUCACUUCUGAGUGUCAGGCUCCAGCAGGGUCUUCCCCAGGAGUGGCAAGAGACAGGAACCCCGGAGAUGGAGACUUCUGGACCUAGCACUACUACCCUCAGUCAGCCCGUGAGGCAACUCUGCGGCUGCGCAGGAAGUGAGCUGUCUGAACAGAGAUGAGGUUGGCAGCUGUGGCCCCAAAAGUCUCCCCCAAGGGAAUGUUAACACUGUAACAAUAAACACUACUGGUG